AAUAUAUGCCCCGUCCAUAGCCGAGCGAGGAGGGAGGGAGGAUAAGGUAAAGGAAGCAGGCAAGGCGAGACGAGAGCGUAGCAGUCAGCGUGAGCAAGAGAGAUGGCAGCAGGAACGGCCUGGGCGGGAUGCCAUCUCGCCCACCUCCCCCAAAUUCCCAUCUCGGUCAGCAUCCCCGUGACCGGCGCUGCCGCUAGCAGCAGGAGGAGGAGGUGCGGCUUAGCGGCGGCGGCGGGGGCAGCAGCAGCAGCAGCGACAGACGGGCGGGUGCUGGGCCGGCGCCCCGUGGAGGACGUGUACAAGGUGCGCGUGGUGCGCGGCGCGGCGGCGCAGGAGCGGGUGGAGGCGCUGCGGGCGAUGGAGACGUGGUCGACGUGGCGCACGGGGGGCCGCUGCCACCUGGCCUGGGACUGGCAGGUGGACCAGCUCGUGUACAUCGUCGCCGGCGAGGUCCGCGUGCUCCCCGCCGGGGCCACCACCGGCGAGGAGUACAUGCACUUCGUGGCCGGCGACCUGGUCCGGUACCCCAAGUGGCUGGAGGCGGACCUCCACUUCGACGGGCCCUACGAGGAGCGCUACCGCUUCCUCGCCUACGGCGACGACAACUGAACCGCGGCGCCCCCUCCUAGCUAGCUCCUUUAGUCCUUCUACUACUAGUUCACUGAAGCUUUCGUUCGAGUUCUAGCCAUAUAGUAUUUCCUUUUGUUUACUAUAUACUCCUAGCCUGGGACAAUAAGGAGUAUUUCCUAGUCGAUCGUUUGAGUUCAUUCGAGAAGCACUGCACAAUCUCCUUGUUGUACAUUUGAUGAUUCGAUUGGACAUUGCUGGUAGCCCUCA
Molecule: messenger RNA, 837 nt
Organism: Triticum urartu
Lineage: Eukaryota; Viridiplantae; Streptophyta; Magnoliopsida; Poales; Poaceae
Source: RefSeq, a predicted model, not a curated record